Messenger RNA from Punica granatum (pomegranate), 1739 nucleotides. Lineage: Eukaryota; Viridiplantae; Streptophyta; Magnoliopsida; Myrtales; Lythraceae. The record is from RefSeq and is a predicted model, not a curated record.
GCCCGCUGAAUGGACACUCUAUGGUCCCAUCAACGCGCCGUUCCUCUUGCUCAACAUACGUUGGAUCUCUCUAGGGAGAGCGAUUCAAUGGCAGGGAGGCUCGGAGACUCGUUGCGUAGACGUGAUAGCAUGGUAUCAGGCUAAUAUGUUCGAUCAUGCAGGCAGGGAGGCAGACGGACAUGCAUCUUGUCGUGAUAUUAAAUGCAGAAGUUGUAGGCCCCAGCUCAAAAUUCGCCCGGUGCGUCCUUGAGUUCUUCACAGUUAAAUGAUCGACUUUGGAUAUCAUCAUUCCCAUCCCAUCUCAUCCCAUCCUCAUCCCAUUGAGCUGAUUUAAUGCCAUUGCCCCCAGCAGCAGCAACUGCAUUCAUUUCACGAGCCUCCUCUCUCUCUCUCUCUCUCUCUCUCUCUCUCUCUCUCUCAACAAAGGAAGAGUUCUCAAGCAGUUGCCAUAUCUUCUCACUCCCACGUUUUUCCAUUGUAAAUUGUUUCCACCCAGAAAGAACGAACUUUGACUCGAAAAGUUCUUUGAACACUGGACUGGACUGGACUGGCAAAGCAAAAACCAUUCCUAUUUGCUUCAUCUUCUCUGUUCUCCUUCUCCUGGGGGAACUCAGAGAGAGAGAGAAUUUAUUGAAGUCCGGAGGGACUUGUCUCCUCUUUACAUUCACAGAGCAUCAGCUUCACCUCACCACUCCCACUGAGGGCCUCCCUCAAAAAGCGUGUUUGUGUUUGGUGGAGCUUUUACUCUCUAGGGAAGGAAAAGGAAGGGAAGACCAUGGGGAGGGCUCCAUGCUGUGACAGGAGGAAUUUGAAGAAAGGCCCGUGGACCCCUGACGAAGAUGAGAUCCUCAUCAACUUCAUCGCCAAGAAUGGCCAUGGAAACUGGCGUUAUCUUCCAAAGCUCGCUGGUCUUCGUAGGUGCGGAAAGAGUUGCAGGCUUAGGUGGGCAAACUAUCUAAGACCAGACAUAAAACGUGGGCCCUUUACACCCGAUGAGGAGCAGCUCGUCAUACAGCUACAUGGCAUGCUAGGAAACAGGUGGGCGGCCAUUGCAGCACAGUUGCCUGGAAGAACAGAUAACGAGAUCAAGAACUUGUGGAACAGCUGCCUGAAGAAGCGGCUCCUCUGCAUGGGCAUCGGCCCUUCGACCCACAAGCCCUUAUUUUUCCAAGGGACUAAGAUAAGAGCAUCAUCAGCCUCUGUUACAACUGGCCAUGUGGCCCAGUGUGAGAGUGCCAGGCUUGAGGCCGGGGCCAGGCUCUCAAAGGACUCCUCAUUUGUUUCUAGCCUGCAGAUUCCGCAGAGGAUGGAACCUGACUAUUUCUUGCUCAUGUGGAACUCAGAAGUGGGUGAGUCCUUUCGGAAGCUACCCCGAGGAGCAGGCAAUGAGACUGUGACUGAUAGCACCAUUUCUCAGGCAUCUUCAUCUGUGAAAAUUGAAUCGAAUUCUCCGGCUACAGGGACUGGACCAGCAACAUCAGCAUGGGCUCCAAGAUGGAGCGAUGGACCCAAAUUUGAGACCGACUACUCCAGCUCUAGUGAGUUUGAAAGUUCUUCAGACACCGCAUUGCAGAUGCUGUUGGAGUUCCCUAUCAACAAUGACAUGAGCUUUCUAGAGGGAACCAUAAUGGAUAUAGCGCCACUUCUGCCAAGUUGAGAGCAUAGGAUUCUUUACUUUAUCCGAAACUUGAAUUUUGAGCUGGUUCUCCGGCAAAUCGGGUUUUUUUGAAAGAGGAAAA